GGUGUUAUGCAAAAGUUCCCCCUUCGGUGUGACAGAUCUCUCGAUGUACUGAAGAUUUUCAAUAUUCCCUGAUAGUAAUUAAAGCCCCGAAGUAGUGAUAUAAAAGAUGUCUUCAACGUCAACAUUCAGGCAGGACAUGCCACCCGAAGGGGGCUACAAGAAAAUCCCCUAUGCCCGCGUUCCGGCCAGGCAAUACUUCAGCGGCUACCAAAUGAUCGCCGGAUUCGCUGGCAUUACUGCUUUCGGCUUUGUUAUGUACUAUCAAUCAAUGAAGUGGGUGCGUCGAAACGAAAUUGAACAGCGCUCGGCCCGCAAUGCGAUCCUGCCUCUUCUGCUGGCGGAAAGGGACCGUGAGUACUUGAAGCAACUACGAAGGAACCGUGACGAGGAGGAGAAGCUGAUGGCCAACGUCAAGGGAUGGAAGGUCGGUACCUGGUACGGAGAACCGAUUUACAAGACCAUUCCAGAGGAUACUCUCUUGGAGCCAAACUUCAAGGAAUUCUACGCCCACAGCGACUACAAAUCGUUGGCCAAGCGAGCGAACUUCACACUCUGGACGUAGGCGUUUUGUGGAGCCUUUUGGGUCUCUGUGCGUUUAAAGAGUUUGAAUUUGUUUAGUAAAAAUUUAAUUCUCCAAAAAUAAUAAAAUGUAUUUGUACUGAG
Hermetia illucens (black soldier fly) is the source of this 663-nucleotide messenger RNA. It is a transcript of the gene ND-B16.6, whose product is annotated as NADH dehydrogenase [ubiquinone] 1 alpha subcomplex subunit 13. NCBI's taxonomy places the organism in Eukaryota, Metazoa, Arthropoda, Insecta, Diptera, Stratiomyidae. The transcript has 3 exons. The record is from RefSeq and is a predicted model, not a curated record. The coding region runs from base 107 to 562 and encodes 151 amino acids.